CCUAUGCACAAACAGUGCACACUCAUAUUUUCUCUCUCUCUCUCGCUCUCUCUCUCUCUCUCGCUCUCUCUCUCUCUCUCUCUCUCUCUCUCUCUCGCUCUCUCUCUCUCUCUCUCUCACACACACACAUGCUUUCAGUUAAUAUGGGGUGCAAUACGUCUCGAAGUAUCAUUCUACUGGCUGGCUUGAUUGUCCACAAAUACGGGGAUCAAUCAACGUCCAACCUGAGAUUUUGCUAUUCCCUCCUAUCGAAUUGUAUCAUCACUGCCUCUCACAGCUGCGACCCGUGGGCAUUCGAGUAGCACCCGGUGGAAGAUUGAAUCCGAGGUGAUGACUAACACUUGUUGUUCUCUUCUGUUCCUGAAAUAUAAAUACACAGAGUAGACCUAAUGGUUGGCUACUGAGCUAUAAAAGCAUCAGCAGGACCGCCACCGGUGUGUGUUGCAUUGUGCCAUCCAAAUUCAAGUAUGGAUAAUUCAUGACAUCUUGAAUUCACCUUGACAUGAAGAACACUGGAACAGUCAAGUAUUCUCGAGAAAAGACUUAACAUUAUUCUAAUGAUAAUCCAGAUAAUUAGCCCUACACCCUUUUCAAACACAUAUAGCCUAGUGGGAUUAAUAUUCAUCACAUUUUUAUUAGUUGCCUAUUAUUUAUGAUAGCCCUUGCAGAUAAAAAUGUUAACCGUGAGCCUAUCAAUGUCAUCCUGUAAGCCUCAUUCAGUGGCGACCCGUCAUUCAGGGCAGGUGGGGCAGAGCCUGUUUUGAGCCCCACAUUUUUAGCAAAAAAAAUGGGGCUUGCCUGUGUUACAUGUUAUUUUGGCAUUAAUACCUGUCACAUAUCAGAUUGCAAAUGAUAAUUGAGUUGAUAAAACAUGGUCUCUUAAUUUGUUUUCUUGAGUAAGGCAGCUCCAAAAUGCAGGUGUUUCAUCCUAGCUCAGUGCUUUCUGUGGUGGUGGGACAAGCCAGCAGAAAUAUGGAGCGUUGGGCCGUGAUUGGCUCAGUGUUCUGUCACUCAUGGGGACACUACGUCACCGCCAAGUCUAAGGGUAUACCUUGAAAAUUGAAGGCCCUUGGGUGCUGCGAUAGAGUUACAUUAGAAGUGCCCAUCCAGGAAGGCUCAAGAUCAUUGGCCACAGAUAAAAUGACGUCAAAUUAUAUUAUUUCUACAGUAGUUUUGAUUGGACUGAAAAACCUUAGCUAGCAGUCAUCAUCAUGAAUCAAUUCGACAAUCUACUGGCAAAUCCUUUUUUAUCCUUGUCAUAUGAAGAUAAAUAAUGAAGAGAAAUUAUAGAUAAAAUGUAUCGGUGCUCAUCGGAUAUAAACAUUACACAACAUUUUUGAAAUCACAAUCUUUUUUAAUUAGGCAAGUCAGUUAAGGACAAAUUCUUAUUUUCAAUGAUGACCUAGAAACAGUGGGUUAACUGCCUUGUUCAGGGGCAGAACGACAGAUUUUUACCUUGUCAGCUCAGGGAUUUGAUCUUGCAACCUUUCGGUUACUAGUCCAAUGCUCUAGCCACUAGGCUACCUACCACCCCAAUGAGUUGUUAGGAAUGAGAAUCAGUGGCUAACUGCAAGCAUUGUGAAGGAAUCAUUAGCCUGCUAUUCAGUGGAGUGGCUGUGUUGUACAAAGUCUAAGAUUAAGGGUCUCUUUUCCUAGUUCAAAAUUAGCAUUCAACAUUGGCCAUGCUGUUGAUGAAGCAUGAUUUGUGCUGCGCUCAAAACAACUGUACACUCUGAACUGCGAAAUCUGACAUUAGUUAGUUCAAGACAACUGGGAACCCGGGAAAAUACGUUUUGAACUUUCAUCCAACUCGGAAUUGUAAAUCUGGAACUCGGGCCUCUUUCUAGAGGUAUGACCUGAAGAUCAAUGACGUCAUCAUGAGUUUACCUUUUUGUUUUUUGAGUACCCAGUUGUCUUGAAAGCACCAUAAAUCCAGAGAAUGGCAGACUUUGAUGACAAAGUUUGAUGACAAAAUUUGCCCACGAAGGCCCGCCGCGCCACCUUCCUGUUCAAGUGAGCAAUAGCACAACAAGGUGAGUCCAACAAUGUCUUGUAUGCUGCUGCAGAAAUGAUGUAAUAUGCCAGGGAGAUAUGUAUACUGUAGCUAAGAAAGUAAUCCUAAGUGUACGUUUUAUAGUAAGCUUUUAGUAGCCCAUGUGCCUCACCCUAAUAAUUUAGCCUAUUUUCACCUCUUAUUUUUGCCUACUGUUCUGACUUGGUGGUGCACAUGUAGCCUAUAACCUGUUUUAGAGAAAUGUAAUCAUCAAAUAUUGUAAGAGCUUUCAUUGUCUGCUUAUAUGCCCCCUUUAUUUAUCCUCCGGUUCUGACUUGAUGUACAGGGAGAACACUGUAAGAACGGCCCAUGUUCUGAAUUCUGCCGCUAUACAUUUCAAAAGUGCUGAACAAAUAGUUAUAUUGACUACGUCCGUCCUAGCUCGUUCAUUAAUGUCUUAAUCGAAAUCACGGAUUGCCUCUUAUCCACUUGUCGUCCCCUUAUGGCAUAGUUUGUGCAUCUCAAUUCUCAGUAGAAACCACAUUUGUUUAAGCAAGUCAUCCAUAUCAGCUAUGUUUUUUAAAAGGCAGUAAAUGAGGCAGAAUGAACUGUUUCGCUGCCAGGCAAGGCUCCGCUGAAAGCCAGUUGUAGAAGUGGUAAGUUGUUGGGACUGCUGUUGGGACUCUGCUGUUAGGAUAGCUUUAUGUAGGCCUUAACAGUUUGUGCGCACCGUUUGUCACUGUUAUAGUGCAAUUAAUGUAUUUUUUAGUGUUGUGUUGUGGCUUUGCUGGCAUGCAUCCCAUAUUUUUAGUUUUUUUGCCCCACCAAGUUUUACAUGCUAAAAUUGCCACUGGUCCCGUUGGUGACCCGACUGAUUGCACGCUGUCUAAACAGCCCCCACUGUGUGAUACCUCUGCAGUCAGCUCAGGACUAUGACUGAAAUAUAUUUUUAACAAGGCUACUCAAAGCAAUUUCCUCUCCUGGCGAAUUGCACAGUAGCCGGGCCUUGGUGUCUAUUCAGUUUGGCUAGGGCUGCAGUGAUUAUGAUGACGGUGUAACCCAAAGGCUAACACUGGGACGCAAUCUCCCGAGUGGUGCAGCGGUCUAAGGCACUGCAUCUCAGUGCAAGAGGUGUCACUACAGUCCCUAGUUAAAAUCCAGGCUGUACCACAUCCGGCCGAGAUUGGAAGUCCCAUAGGGCUGCGUACAAUUGGCCCAGCGUUGUCCGGGUUUGGCCAGCGUAGGCCGUCAUUGUAAAUAAGAAUUUGUUCUUAACUGACUUGCCUAGUCCAUUCUGGGACUGGAAGAGUUUGGGCUGGUUGACUGACAGGGUGGUAAACAAACUUGACUGCCUGAGGAGUACAGUACAAAGCAAGAUCAAAGAUUUAGCCAUCUAACUUGACAAAAUAUUCUGUAAUAACUUUUUAUUUUUUUAGAAAGAUAAGCUUGAAAUGGGAUGGUUUAAUUGACUCAACAAUCAAAACACGAAGCCUAUUUAAGUUCAGAUUUCUUAAUGAACCCCAAAAAAUCUAGGGUUAUUUGUGGUUGUUUAUCAAAGUUAGCUUGCCAACUCAAUGAAUCUGCUUUGUAGUAUACAGUGCAUUCGGAAAUGUAACAUUUUGUUACAUUACAGCCUUAUUCUUAAAUGGAUUAAAGAAAAACAUUUCCUCAACAAUCUACACACAAUACCCCAUAAUGACAAAAAAAUCCAGGUGUUUAGAAAUUGUUGCAAAUGUAUAAAAAAAAAAAACUGAUAUCAAAUUUACAUAAGUAUUCAGACCCUUUACUCAGUACUUUGUUGAAGCACUUUUGGCAGCAAUUACAGCCUUGAGUCUUCUUGGGUAUGACGCUAUAAGCUUGGCACAUCUGUAUUUGGGGAGUUUCUCCCAUUCUUCUCUGCAGAUGCUCUCAAGCUCUGUCAGGUUGGAUGGGGAGCGUCGCUGCACAGCUAUUUUCACGUCUCUCCAGAGAUGUUCGAUCGGGUUUAAUUCUGGGCUCUGGCUGAGCCACUCAAGGACAUUCAGAGGCUUGUCCCGAAGCCACUCCUGCGUUGUCUUGGCUGUGUGCUCUUUACUUUCUCCGUUCAUCUUUCCUUCGAUCCUGACUAGUCUCCCAGUCCCUGCCGCUGAAAAAUUCCCCACAGCAUGCUGCUGCCAUCACCAUGUUCACCGUAGGGAUGGUGGUAGGUUUCCUCCAGACGUGACGCUUGGCAUUCAGGCCAAAGAUUUCAAUUUUGGUUCCAUCAGACCGGAGAAUCUUGUUUCUCAUGGUCUGAGAGUCCUUUAGGUGCCUUUUGCCAAACUUCAAGUGGGCUGUCAUGUGCCUUUUACUGAGGAGUGGCUUCCGUCUGGCAACUCAACUAUAAAGGCCUGAUUGGUGGAGUGCUGCAGAGAUGGUUGUCCUUCUAGAAGGUUCUCCCAUCUCCACAGAGGAACUCUGGAGCUCUGUCAGAGUGACCAUUGGGUUCUUGGUUACCUCCCUGACCAAGGCCCUUCCUCCCCAUUUACUCAGUUUGGCCGGGAGGCCAGCUCUAGGAAGAGGCUUGGUGAUUACAAACUUCUUCAAUUUAAGAAUGAUGGAGGCCACUGUGUUCUUGGGGACCUUCAAUGCUGCAGAAAUGUUUUGGUACCCUUCCCCAGACCUGUGCCUUGACACAAUCCUGUCUUGGAACUCUAAGGACAACUCCUUCGACCUCAUGGCUUGGAUUUUGCUCUGGCAUGCACUGUCAACUGUGGGACCUUAUAUAGACAGGUGUGUGCCUUUCCAAAUAAAGUCCUUUCACUUGAUUUUACCACAGGAGGAGUUCAAGUUCCAAUCAAGUUGUAGAAACAUCUCAAGGAUAAUCAAUGGAAACAGGAUGCACCUGAGCUCAAUUUCGAGUCUCAUAGCAAAGGGUCUGAAUACUUAUGUAAAUAAGGUAUUUCUGUUUUUUAUUUUUAAUACAUUUUAAACAAUUCUAAAAACCUGUUUUAGCUUUGUCAUUAUGGGGUAUUGUGAUGUCAUUAUGGGGUAUUGUGAUGUCAUUAUGGGGUAUUGUGUGUAGAUUGAGCAGGACAUUUUUUAUUGAAUACAUUUUAGAAUAAGGCUGUAAGUCAAUGGGUCUGAAUACUUUCCGAAUGUACUGUACCUCUCUGGAUGGUCGCACACGGGAUGUCUCCUAAGCGUGUAGCUAAAACAACAACAAAACACCGGUCCUAGACACUGAGUGAGUAAGUAAGAGAGACAGAGAGAGAUAGAGAGGGGGAAGUGUGUGUGUGUGAGAGUGAGAGAGAUUUUUGGGAGGGAAAUUCUUUGAAAGUGAAAGUGCUUUACAUGGUUUGCAUACUUGAAUGACUAUGUAAAUUGUAGAUUAGAAGAUUAUGUUGUCAGUGAUAAAAAAUAUCUAAAGUUGGUACAAUAGAAUCCUAAGCUUCAGGCCUACCAUUUCCUCUAUACUCCAUCCCUAAAGCAGAUACGUGCUAACAGCUAUGGAAGAAUUCCAAUCGCUUGAUUGAUCAGCUGUGCACACCAAAGAAUUAGUUUGAAUAAUUUCACAAUAAUAAACCCUUAACUCUGGUGGAAUUAGGCUAGGGAGUCCAUCAACAUAUUCUCCUCUGAACGUUGGAUGAUAUUUCUGUUGAUGAGCCAUUGUCAUUGAGAGAGAGAGAGAGAGAGAGUGAGAGAAAGUGACUUAAUGACAGGGGACAGACGUAAGAACAGGAGAUCCUUGAUAUUGUGACCCUUUGACAUAUGGAAAUGACGUGCAACAGGAAAGUUGAGCUCUGGGACUUGAUAAUGCGCGCCCUUCCGGCCAUGAAAACGUAGGAAGGGAGCGAGGACGAAAGAGGGGACACAACGUACUUCAGACAUGCAGAAGGUAAUUCGGAGUGGCAAGGAUAUAUUGCGACUGAAGACAGUAAACCAGAUUUUUUUCUAAAUGGACCACAUGAAUGGACAUCAGAAGCAACCGAGAGGGGUAUGGCGUUAAGCAGACUGCUGCUGCUGUGCAUGGUAGCCUCUGAGGUGUGGGAUGCUGAGACCAGGCCCAUAGACUUUGUGUGUGACAGAGAGUCCCGGAGGGACCUAAACACUGUGGCAGACAUGGAGGCUGCAUUGGCUGAUUGUGAUGUCUUGAAGACCCUGCCGUCCCCCAUUCAGCUCCCUUGCAUCAAGGUUCACAAGGCUUCCUGGGAGAGGAAAUCGACUCAGGAGAAGAGGAGGGACAUAGCUGUGUCUCUGGGUGCUCUGACUGGGAGUGUGAGGGUGGUUAGGACACUGAGCCAGCCUGGCUGUGCCUCAACUCUGCUGGAGAGGCUGGAGCAUACUGUCAACAAUUACCUACACAUAGUCACACACCUGGACAUCACGGGGUCUGUGGAGAGCCCAGUGUUGUCUUGUACCCCUCAGAGUACCCACAGCCUGAGCACUGUUCUGUGGACUUUCAGCAGACUGCUCACUGGCAAGCUGGAGUGGCUUAUGGCUGAUCUGACCCACAGGUGCCCCAGAAGAUGAUGGAGAGGAAACAAGGAGAGGAAGCUGCUUAAGGGUAUUAAGAUGCAGCCACAUAGAGAGAGCUGCUUUAGAGUAUUGAGACGGGCCCAAAGAGCAAAGUAGACGAAAAGAGGGAGUUGCUUUAGAGUAUUGAAAUGCCCCCAGAGAGGAGAGGAGAGGAGACGAGGAGAGGAGAGCUGCUCAGAGAGGAGAGGAGACGAGGAGAGGGGAGCUGCUCAGAGAGGAGAGGAGAGGAGACGAGGAGAGGGGAGCUGCUCAGAGAGGAGAGGAGAAAUGAAACAACCCCCUGCCACACAGCAAGCAGCCUUUUGUCUGGCUGACAAUGAAAACGUGUUUAAUGAAACAUGGAGAUACGUUACCCUCUGCUGGUCAUUAUUUGGAACUACAGUUCACUCUUUCAGGCUUCAGCGUGGACUGCAGGAUGUUUCUGCAGUACUACUACUACUACAAGGACAAAAGGAAUAAGAAGAAUGUACUGUUGACACAAUGACAUCAUGAUUGAUGAAAUGAAGGACUAUUUGAUGGCUUGCAACGUAUGGCACCUACCAACAGAGCAUUUGGAACAAGUGUGAAGCAAUUGGAGUCAUUAUUUGGAUGCGAUCAUAUACUUGUCCGCUUUUAGUAUUUUAAUAUAUUGUUCACUGUACAUUACAUUGGUUUUAAAACUGUAUUUUCAUUCAUUCCUUAAUCAGGCUAUAUAAAUAUUUCCUUAUACUUGUGUGAAAUUAUUCAAAUUAAACCCACAAAUGAAAUUGUAGCCUGCCUACACUUAAAAAAGCCUGUCUCAUAAAAUGCCAAAUUUUACGCAUCAUGUUUUAAUUAAACUUCUGUGAAAGUAAUACAAAUACUCGCUGAAACCACCCAGCUGUUGUACAAUGUUGGGAUCAUGAGGUCAAGGAGGGACCAUCACUAAUUGGAUAAACAACAAAAUGUUACAAAUGGGCGUGGUCAAUAAAAUACUGACAGAGGGGAAGAGCUUUUGCAGGGAUGGUGGCGAAUAGUGUGGAUGAAAUGGAGAGAAGGUUGGCGGGGCAACAGCUGUGCUGGAGUGCGAUCACUAUGGGUGAUUGUUCUGAUGAUACGGAGUGGAAUGACGAUGUUCAAGAAUCUGAAUGGUCUGUAAUGGAAAGACAUAGGAAGAAGAGAGAUCAUGAUACUGAAAGGUAGGAAGCCAAAUAAAAUAAAAUACAAAUUUCUCGCAUGAGUAGCUUCGUUUCACUGCCAAAAAGGGUCUGAAUGUAGGAUAACAGGGACUCUCAGCAACUAUAUUCAAUGUGCCGGACAAAUUUGAGGCUAUGAUUAAAAAGUUGGAGCUUUUCUCUGUCUGCAUUAACAAGGACAACACACAUGUCUUUCCAUUAUUGUAUGAUUGUUUUUGUGUGCAAAUGAACUCAAGCUUACGGACAAUGUGAAAUAGCGAACCACCUGAGUGAGUUGAGUGCGCAAUUACGCAGGUACUUUCCUGAAACGGAUGACACAAACAACUGGAUUCGUCAUCCCUUUCAUGCCCUGCCUCCAGUCCACUUACCGAUAUCUGAAAAGAGAGCCUCAUCGAAAUUGCAACAAGCGGUUCUGUGAAAAUGUUAUUUAAUCAGAAGCCACUGCCAGAUUUCUGGAUUGGGCUGCGCUCUGAGUAUCCUGCCUUUUAAGACCCUGAUGCCCUUUGCAACCAUGUACCUAUGUGAGAGUGAAUUCUCGGCCCUCACUAGCAUGAAAACUAAAUACAGGUACAGAUUGUGUGCAAAAAGACUGAGGCUCUCUCCAAUACAACCCAACAUUGCAGAGUUACUGUAUGUGCAUCCUUUCAAGCACACCCUUCUCAUUAACCUGCCGUGAGUGAUUCACCAUUUUUGAUGAACAAAUAAGGUUUUAUAUGAAAGAUGGUUAAAUAAAGAGCAAAAUUACUGAUUA
Molecule: messenger RNA, 8395 nt
Organism: Salvelinus fontinalis (brook trout)
Lineage: Eukaryota; Metazoa; Chordata; Actinopteri; Salmoniformes; Salmonidae
Gene: thpo
Product: thrombopoietin
Exons: 5
Coding region: 5951-6484 (177 amino acids)
Biological process (GO): cell population proliferation
Cellular component (GO): extracellular region
Molecular function (GO): cytokine activity; hormone activity
Source: RefSeq, a predicted model, not a curated record